GACCGACCAUGGAGCAUCCAAAUUCCAACGCCACGAUAUACUGUCGACAUUUGAAUUUCGAAGCCAAUAGGGUUCAUCAUAUUCAUAUCAUAUCAUCAUAGUUCUACUAUUAAUAAAAAGUUCAACUUAUAACAAAAAGCGGGAAACUACACUAAACAGCCAUGGAAGAAACCACGACAAAGCUUAAACAGCCAUCGAGUCUCCCAUUUGAGUCCAAACAACUUCCUCGUGAAGAUAAUCGAUUGAAGAUGAAGAAACUAGUAGGCGAUGCUCCUAAUUUCUCACUCUUUGAUUUUGAUUCUUCUCCUGAGAACGAGAGUGAUACUAGAGAUUCUGAGGUUUUCGAUGAAGCAAUUGAUGAUAAUAAACCUAAUAUUUCUGGAAUUGUUGAUGCCGUGCCACAUCAUGGGAAGUUAAAGCCGCAGCUGAAGAUGGAGAAAGUGAAAAUUGAAGGAAGGAGACGGCUUUGCAAAUUAUCGUCAAAAAAUAAUGAUGAUGAAUAUGAUGUUCAUAAGGAUAAGAUGAAGGAAGAAAAUCAUCAUUUUUUUGAUGUGUCUGAUUUCAGUUCGCCAUCACCUAAGAAGAACGUAGGUUGUGCGGAAAAUGAGAUUAGGGAUAUAUUGAAUGAUUUAAGUUCAAGGCUUGAGACUCUUACGAUUGAGAAGAGGAGAAACCCUAGGCCAGUUGACCUAAAGGCUGUUCCUUUGGGCGAUAAUUUGUUGCAGGAAGUGAUAGAUAAAGGUGUUGGUCAAAAGGAUGAUGUAGUGGACCAGGGCAAAGAGAAGAAAGUUGAGCGUGGGAAUUUGAGUGAAUCUUAUAGAGACAAUCUUGGCGAGAGAGCUAAACCGAAUAAGAACACAUUUGAAGAGGAAUCGAGAAAUGUAAAUCUGAAAGCGAAGGAAAAGCCCAUUGUUUCUGGUAAAAAACCAGUUUACGAUAUUAAAGAUGAUGGUGAGGAUGAUUGUGUUGAGGUGGGAGGUAGCAAUUGGAAUCAGAGAGAAAAGCUGCAUGAUAGUAAAUUAGGCAGAGAGGAUGGUGAUUCAAGUGUGAUUGAGGUGUUAGAUGAUGAUGAUGAUGCUAAUGAGGCUGUUUCAAAGGAUGAAUAUGCCAUUACUUUGAGUGGCCCUAGAUCAACUUACAAGUUGCCUCCUAAAGUUGGCAAAAUGUUGUAUCCUCAUCAACGUGAUGGCUUGAGGUGGCUUUGGUCUCUUCACUGUCAAGAGAAAGGUGGGAUUUUGGGAGAUGACAUGGGCUUGGGGAAAACCAUGCAGGUUUCUGGUUUUCUGGCUGGUUUGUUUGAUUCGCGUUUGAUAAACAGAGCAAUGAUUGUUGCUCCUAAGACACUGAUACCUCACUGGAUCAAAGAACUAACUGCUGUGGGUCUUUCACGGAAGAUAAAAGAAUAUUUUGGGACGUGUCCAAAGUUACGGCAGUAUGAGCUUCAAUAUGUGUUUCAGAAUAAGGGUAUUCUUUUGACAACUUAUGAUAUUGUACGGUUCAAUACAAAACAACUUUGCGGAAGUGGUUUGUAUGAUGAAGAUUGUGAUGACGGUCCUCUCUGGGACUAUAUGAUACUUGACGAGGGUCAUCUCAUAAAGAAUCCAAGUACACAAAGAGCUAAGAGCUUACUUGCUAUACCCUGUGCUCAUCGUAUUAUCAUUAGUGGCACACCAAUACAAAAUAACCUAAAGGAGCUGUGGGCACUCUUCAACUUCUGCUGCCCUGAUCUGUUAGGCGACAACAAAGAGUUCAGAGAAAAGUAUGAACACCCAAUUCUUCGUGGUAAUGACAAAAGAGCCUCUGAAAGGGAUAAGCGGGUGGGUUCAAUGGUUGCGAAGGAGUUAAGGGAACGCAUCCAGCCUUACUUUCUCCGACGCUUGAAAAGUGAAGUAUUUUGUAAUAAUGAGUUUGGAGAGAGUCCUAAAUUGUCCAAGAAGAAUGAGAUAAUAGUGUGGUUGCGGUUGACUAACUGCCAGCGCAAGUUAUAUGAAGCCUUUCUGAAGAGUGAAAUAGUUCUUUCAGCUUUUGAUGGCUCUCCUCUUGCUGCAUUAACGAUUUUGAAAAAGAUUUGUGAUCAUCCAUAUCUGUUGACAAAGAGAGCAGCUGAAGAUGUUUUGGAAGGCAUGGAUUCGAUGCUUAAUCUGGAAGAGCGUGGCCUAGCUGAGAAAUUGGCCAUGCAUGCUGCACAUCUAACAGAAAAUGAUGAUAUCCAGGAGAAGCAUGAUAAUCUCUCAUGCAAGAUAUCGUUCAUACUAUCUUUGUUGAAAAAUUUAAUUCCAGAGGGGCAUAGCGUUCUUAUCUUUUCACAAACUCGCAAAAUGCUCAAUCUCAUCCAGGAAUCCUUGACGAUGAAUGGUUUUGACCAUUUGCGCAUUGAUGGCACAACAAAAGCUAGUGACAGAUUGAAGAUUGUAGAAGAAUUCCAAGAAGGUCGUGGUGCACCUAUUUUUCUAUUGACCUCUCAAGUCGGUGGCCUUGGGCUAACCCUUACAAAAGCUGAUCGUGUAAUUGUUGUAGAUCCAGCAUGGAAUCCUAGUAUGGAUAACCAAAGUGUAGACCGUGCCUAUCGAAUUGGUCAGAAGAAAGACGUUAUAGUCUACCGAUUGAUGACAUGCAGUACAAUUGAAGAAAAAAUAUAUCGAAAGCAGAUAUUCAAGGGAGGCUUGUUUAAAACAGCUACAGAGCACAAAGAGCAAACACGCUAUUUCUCUCAGCAGGACCUUACGGAACUUUUCAGCCUUCCCAAAGAUGGUUUUGAUGUUUCUCCCACUCAGUUGCAGUUACUUGCAGAGCAUGGUGAUCAGAUUUCAAUGAGUGACUUUUUGAAUGUGCAUAUCAAAUUCCUGGAAUCUUUAGGCAUUGGUGGUGUCAGUCACCACAGUUUGCUCUAUUCCAAAACUGAACCUACAUCAGUUGCCCAGGUUGAAGAAGAUGAGACAAGGAGAACAGGAACCCAAAUUUAUAGAAGAUUUGGUUCUUCUUCAACAGAACAUUAUGUUAAUGGGUCUCAAUAUGCAUUUUGUCCAAAGGAUGUAAACCUCCACAAGAUGAAUUCUUCCCCACAAUGUGCUGCUAAAAUAACUGAAUCAGAUAUCAAGGAGAGAAUCAAUCGACUUUCUCAACUCCUAUCAAAUAAGGAUACUAUUUCAAGAUUGCCAGACAAAGGGGAGAAAAUUCGGAAGCAAAUCGCAGAAUUAAAUAUGGAGCUCGAAAACUUAACCACACCCGAGAAGGCCAACCAGGUCGUUGAAUUGGAUGAAAUUACUGAUGCAUUACAGAGGUCAUUACAUGUAUAGAACAUUCAUGUAGGAAACAUCAUUGUUUCCCUUUUUUGCUUUGAACGAGAAUGUAAAUAAACUUGUGGCUUUACAAUUUUGCUCGGUGAAGUUCAACUAAGGCCAUUCACAAGGGCACUGGCUUGAUGCCCGUUGCUGGAAUGAAGUCAAUCUAACAUUUUAUUACAUUUCGUUAUCCCAGUAUCAUUAUAUGCUUUCAUUGCUGAAUUUAAAAAUCAAUUGAACAUUGGAUUAUGAAGUAAAAAUAUCUUCAUUUUAUGUGAUACCAUAACAGAAGUAUCUAGCAAGUUCUGUAUUUUCUGAAUCACUGUAGCUCCAUAUCAUUUCUCUGAUCACAUGAUAUUAAAAACGCAGGUUUUAUCAAUAAUUUCUCUGUAUUUUAUAUCACUUGCUGCCAGGCUGCAUCAACA
Messenger RNA from Amaranthus tricolor (Joseph's coat), 3706 nucleotides. Its product is annotated as protein CHROMATIN REMODELING 24. Gene Ontology annotation, molecular function: DNA translocase activity; ATP binding; ATP-dependent chromatin remodeler activity. The record is from RefSeq and is a predicted model, not a curated record. The transcript is spliced from 23 exons. Bases 162 to 3296 code for a protein of 1044 amino acids. Lineage: Eukaryota; Viridiplantae; Streptophyta; Magnoliopsida; Caryophyllales; Amaranthaceae.